AUGUUCGCGGACGUCGCCGUGUUCCCGCGCGCGCCGUCGGCGAGCGAGCGCGCGGCGGUGAUCGCGCGCGGGCGGGCGCGGUCGUUUAAUUAUCCCAAAGAGCUCGUGGGGACGUCUGGGGUGGACGCGCGCGAGGACGAGGCGCAGCGCGCGCGAUUGCGAGCGCACGGUUGGUUUUGGGCGAUCGAUCGCACGCGCGCGCGCGUGGGACGAGGACAAGGGUGUUACGAGCGAGCGAAACGGGCGUUGGAAGCGUGGGAACACUUUGACCUGGAUUGGGCGCGCGCGGACGCGGAGCGAGGGACGGAGGUGGGAGGGGGGGUGUGCGUGACGACGCGCGCGGGACCGGUGUGGAUGGCGAAUCCGUUGGAGAUUGUGCGGUUGCGGGAAGGCGCAAGGGGGGGGGGAGGAGGAAAACGGUUCGCGUUCGCGCACGGGACGUUGGUCGGACACGUGCUCGCGGGUGAGGAGCGGUUCGCGGUGGAGUUGACGAGCGACGGUGAGGUGUAUUACGAGGCGUACACGUUCAGUAGACCCGCGCACGCGCUCAGUGUGCUGGGAUAUCCCGUCGUUCGGCUUUUGCAGAAGAAGUUUCAUCGCGAUUCGACGCGCGCGAUGAAGCGCAUCUUGGGCGAGUCGGAGUAG
Ostreococcus tauri is the source of this 645-nucleotide messenger RNA. RefSeq names its product Domain of unknown function DUF1990. Lineage: Eukaryota; Viridiplantae; Chlorophyta; Mamiellophyceae; Mamiellales; Bathycoccaceae. Bases 1 to 645 code for a protein of 214 amino acids. The record is from RefSeq and is a predicted model, not a curated record. The transcript has a single exon.